CUUGAACAACAGACUCCACAAAUUACCUCUGCGACUUGAGAACGAACACCAUCGCGACCAUGGGUGCGAAGGUUCCACGCAACUUCCGGUUGCUAGAAGAGCUAGAAAAAGGCGAGAAAGGCCUUGGUGCAGAGGCGUGCUCUUAUGGACUCGACGAAGGCGACGACUUGCUCAUGACCAACUGGAAUGGCACUAUCCUGGGUCCACCUCACAGCGUACAUGAGAACCGCAUCUACUCGCUUAAGAUUCACUGUGGCCCAAAUUAUCCAGACAGCCCGCCAGAGGUUACGUUCAUUAGCAAAGUCAACCUACCUUGCGUGGAUGCGAAGAACGGAAAGGUCGACCUUACCAAAUUACCAACACUUGCAACGUGGAAGCGCGACUUCACUAUGGAGACCAUCCUGAUCGAGAUUCGGAGGUUCAUGGCAGCAGCUUCCAACAAGAAGCUUCCACAGCCACCAGAAGGCACGAACUUCUGAUCACUUUUGAGACUCCAGGGCAGCAGUAUCAUCACUUCAUGAGCAAGCAGUCGCUGUCAGGCGCUGGGAUGCCGGACUCUUGUCGAGCUUGUUCCGAAUACAGCUUGAAGGCGCAGGCUCAACCAUCUUAUACAUAUUCAGCAUAGCCCGGGUGCAGAAUAGCUGGCGUUUUAGGGAACGUGCCAAUGACUUAUGAAUGCAUUAGACAGGAACGGCAGAGGCUCAUAGAAGCUAUUUGCAUUAUGCA
Molecule: messenger RNA, 726 nt
Organism: Pseudocercospora fijiensis CIRAD86
Lineage: Eukaryota; Fungi; Ascomycota; Dothideomycetes; Mycosphaerellales; Mycosphaerellaceae
Exons: 4
Coding region: 60-479 (139 amino acids)
Biological process (GO): DNA damage tolerance; protein K63-linked ubiquitination
Cellular component (GO): nucleus
Source: RefSeq, a predicted model, not a curated record